Caenorhabditis remanei is the source of this 678-nucleotide messenger RNA. RefSeq lists its product as uncharacterized. NCBI's taxonomy places the organism in Eukaryota, Metazoa, Nematoda, Chromadorea, Rhabditida, Rhabditidae. The transcript is spliced from 4 exons. The record is from RefSeq and is a predicted model, not a curated record. The coding region runs from base 1 to 678 and encodes 225 amino acids.
AUGCUUGGAAAGAAGCAAGGCAGUGAACAGCAACUGGAGAAGAAUGAUACGUCUCAUCUAACGCAUCAACUCCUACGAGGAAUCGUGACACGAGCCGGGCUCAUGCUGUUGCAACAACAAGGGAUAUCAGAUGAUGAUUAUAAAAAGAUCACAGAACCGAAAACGAAGAAAACCGUUGGCAUCAAAACGGAAGAAAAGGAAAACGACAAAAACUGGCCGAUGUCGCCGGUGUCCCCAAUGCCAAUUGAUGAGUUUCGGACCAUCAUACGUAACGCAACGGGAUCACCGUAUUCACCGAGAACAAAGGCAUGUAAAAUGACAGAGUUGCUCGGUGAGCCGCGGGGAGAAGUGCCGAAGCUAGAUUUCUCCUCACCGAAGCAGAAGAGAUUCAUGCUUCCGAAGAAUCCAGGACCGCCACGACGAUCAAUUCCGAAUCCGGUACCGAAGCCUCUGUUCACAUCGACACCGAGAAGCUCGUUGGGUGCGACAAGGAGAAUGCCGCCAACCACCAAGACUACAAUGAACACAUCACUGAUCGUCGGUGGAGAUAUGAUGACACCACACGAAAACCGUGCGAGUCGUCUCAGAAGACUGAAGAACGAGGAGACACGAAAAUCGUUUGGAGGCGGGGUGAACUCGACGCUCGACACAUCGUUGAACUCUUCUUUUAAGUGGUGA